AUAUGAUUGGAAAGCCUGGAGAUUCUCUGUCGGUUCUCCACCGAUGCAGGUGCAACAAACGGAUCUGUGAUCACAACGCAGAAAUGCUGUUUCAGUCUUCUUCUAUUUUGGUUACCCUGGUGUACGCACUCCUUCCCCGUUUAGUUUACAUGACGUGGCCGCGUACAGACGCGUCCUUGUUGCGAUUGCUUCCAAAGAUGUCUCUAAGUUCAGUGCAGUCCACCUUGUCAACUCUGAAGUCAUGCCAAGCAGAUAUUGGAGGUUGUAUGGACAUGGUAUCAGAUGUUGCGCUGGGAAUAGUUGAAGCACAAGGUAUGGAUAACAGUCCAGCUCUGAAGAAGCUGGAGGGGAUGAUUCUGGAGUGCUCGAGACUGGACAGAGAAAUCAACUGUUUUGUGGAGUCUGUUGAUGAGAUGACUGCUCAGGUCAGACAUGAACCUCCUGAGGCCAUGGUUAACCUGAGAAACUCUGUAAAGGAGCGAUUCACUGAGCUUAUGGCUGGAGUUACAGAUGCAGACCUACAAAGGCACAGCAAGGUUGUUGCCUUCAGAGACAGUGUCAGGAAAUAUGCCAUGCAAGCGGGUCAAACUGCUGCUGAGAAUGAAGAAGAGGAGCUGGAUGAGGACAUUGCUGUAACACAAAGCCAGACAAACUUCAUCUGCCCUCUCACCCAGGUUGAGAUGGUCAAUCCAGUGAAAAACAAGAAAUGCCAUCAUUACUAUGACCAAGAGGCUGUACUUGAAAUGAUUAAGGCCAGGCACAAAAUUAAGAAGAAAUUUCGCUGUCCAAAGGUUGGCUGCGGAAACACAGAUGUUCAGCUGUCAGAUCUCGAGUUGGACCUGGUUAUGAAGAGAAUGAUCCAGAACCAUAAGAGACAGAGCGGAAAAACGUAAUUUGACUAAAUCAGUCCUGCAGAUGUUACAGUUGUUCUGGCUGUAAUAGGAAAAUGGUUUUGCCUGAAUUUUCAAAUGUAGAACUGGAGACUUUUGUAGUAAAAUUUGGUUCAUGUUAAUCUAUAACACAUUUAUAGUUCAUGUUUACAAUACAAAUAUAAAUGCACUGUGCUUGUCAAUGCUGACCUUUUUUUUUUUUUUUUAAAUAAACAUUUGCACCGUUCUCAUAUUACCUCACUGUCAAACCUCAGAUCAACUAGUCAAACUCUGUUUGACUAUCCUUAGUCAAACAGAGUAAGACUUUUUCAUCUCUAGCAAUGACAAUAAAAACCUAGUUCUUUUCAAAACUCAAUUCACAACCAAAUGUUUAUUCAACAUAAUUGCACUGUAAAAUAAUCCAUUAGCAUCAGGCCAAAAGCCUGUUUUAUAGUACUCCACCAUGUCACAAAGACAUGAAAUCAGCAUGAGACAUGGGCAUUAAAACCAGCUGUAAGUUGUACAGGUUUAUUACAAUAUCUGCACCAACCCUUUGACUGCCUCAAAAACCUUUGACUGUGUACAACUAAUUAAAACAAUACAAACUUUGGAAAUUCUUCCAUGUGGAAAAUUCAGUGAGGCAUUUCAUGUCGAGACACAUAAAAACGACAGUCUGAUUGGUUACGCCCGGUCAAUAUGAAAGCGGCAUUCGAAUUUGGCCCUAAGACCCUAACAGACAAAUACAGGAAAAAGACCUCAUGAUCAAAAGUCUCAGACAGUUCUGAUUGACUAGCUAUUUGAGACAAAGGGACACGGGCAUCGACUUAAACAACCCAUUAUUUAAACCCAGAGCUUCCCAUACAUUGAAUUUUCAUAAUUUUGACAUAAACAGCAUUUCAUUAUUGAAGUGAAUUAUUGAAGAUUAAGUCAUUUUCAUUUUUACAUGAACAAGUAGGCUAAAAA
Messenger RNA from Sinocyclocheilus anshuiensis, 1832 nucleotides. Its product is annotated as E3 SUMO-protein ligase NSE2-like. The coding region runs from base 3 to 893 and encodes 296 amino acids. The transcript is spliced from 6 exons. NCBI's taxonomy places the organism in Eukaryota, Metazoa, Chordata, Actinopteri, Cypriniformes, Cyprinidae. Gene Ontology annotation, biological process: protein sumoylation; double-strand break repair via homologous recombination. Gene Ontology annotation, cellular component: nucleus; Smc5-Smc6 complex. Gene Ontology annotation, molecular function: SUMO ligase activity; zinc ion binding. The record is from RefSeq and is a predicted model, not a curated record.